This is a messenger RNA of Cinclus cinclus, 930 nucleotides long. RefSeq names its product tumor associated calcium signal transducer 2 (gene TACSTD2). Lineage: Eukaryota; Metazoa; Chordata; Aves; Passeriformes; Cinclidae. Gene Ontology annotation, cellular component: membrane. The record is from RefSeq and is a predicted model, not a curated record. The transcript has a single exon. The coding region runs from base 1 to 930 and encodes 309 amino acids.
AUGGAGCCUCUGUUUGGGGUUGUGCUGGGUUUGAUUCUGGCAGUCGCUUCACCAGCCCACGGCAGCUGUACCUGUGCGACCAACAAGUGGGCAGCGUGUGCCCAGGACGGCCCUGGGAACUGCACCUGCAGGCUGGCAGGUUCAGAUCACCCUGUAGACUGCUCAACUCUGACUUCUAAAUGCUUCCUGAUGAAGGCAGAAAUGAUCCCCCUGAAGGAGAAGCGCCUCUGGAGACCUCCCCAUGCGGUGUCAGACGGCGACGGCAUUUACAACCCCGACUGCGAGGACAGUGGUGUCUUUAAAGCCAGGCAGUGCAACCAGUCCAGCACCUGCUGGUGUGUGAACACUGCGGGCGUGCGGAGAACGGAGAAGGGAGGCAGGAGCCUGAACUGCAGCGAGCUGGUCCGGACCAGGUGGAUCUACAUUGAGCUGACACACAAGAGAAGCUCCAACGCCUUCCACGCUCCCGAUGUGGCAAAGGCCCUGAGGCAGCUGUUUGAGAGCAGGUACAAGCUGCACCCCAAGUACAUCGCAGCCAUCAAGUACGACCCCCCACUCAUCCAAAUCCGCCUGGACCAGAACAAGAAACCCAGGUGGGAUGUAGAUAUAGCUGAUGUGGCCUAUUACUUUGAAAAAGAUAUCAACAAUGACUCCGUGUUUCAUUCCAACAGUAAAUUAACUGUCUUGGUCAAUGGAGAUGCUCUGGCUAUUGAAAAGCUCUGGAUUUACUAUGUGGAUGAAAAGCCCCCAGAGUUCUGCAUGAGGCAGCUGGCAGCUGGCAUUAGUGCUGUGGUCACCGUGGUGGUCCUGACUGCUGGCAUUGGCAUCACCGUGCUGCUCGUCCUCAGGUGGCUGCGCACAAGGACGUAUAAAAAAUUUGAGUGUAAAGAAAUGAGGGAAAUUAAAGCCCCAAGCUUAGAACUGCCCUGA